CUCUCAUGAUCUCAUCCCUCUCCCACACAGACCCUAAAGUUCUCUUCACAAAGGACUUCAUCUUCCCUUCUCUCUCUCCCUCUCUCUAUCUUUCUAAACCCUAACCUCAAUAGAAUCAGCCCUGAGAUGGCCAAGGAUGUGCCGGAGCAGGGGUCGUUCUCAGCCAAGGACUACCACGACCCGCCACCUGCCCCGCUCAUAGACGCGGUGGAGCUGACCAAGUGGUCCUUCUACCGCGCCAUCAUCGCCGAGUUCAUCGCCACUCUCCUCUUCCUCUAUGUCACCGUCUGCACUGUCAUAGGCUACAAGAGCCAGACUGACCCGAACAAGCCCGGGGUCGACCAAUGUGGCGGCGUCGGCAUCCUCGGCAUUGCCUGGGCCUUCGGUGGCAUGAUCUUCAUCCUUGUUUACUGCACUGCUGGAAUUUCCGGAGGCCACAUAAACCCUGCGGUGACCUUCGGGCUAUUUCUGGCCCGGAAGGUGUCCCUGAUUCGAGCAAUUAUGUACAUGGUGGCCCAGUGCUUGGGUGCUAUUUGUGGGGUCGGGCUCGUCAAGGCCUUCCAGAACUCUAACUACAACCUCUACGGCGGUGGAGCCAAUGAGCUCGCCACGGGCUACUCAACCCGAGUCGGGCUGGGGGCAGAGAUCAUCGGGACCUUUGUGCUCGUCUACACUGUCUUCUCUGCCACCGAUCCCAAGAGGAGUGCCAGAGAUUCUCAUGUCCCGGUGUUGGCCCCGCUGCCUAUUGGAUUCGCGGUCUUCAUGGUUCACUUGGCCACCAUCCCCAUCACCGGGACCGGCAUCAACCCCGCGAGGAGUCUCGGUGCUGCGGUCAUCUACAACAAAGAGAAAACCUGGGAUGACCAGUGGAUGUUCUGGGUUGGACCGUUCAUCGGGGCAGCAAUAGCAGCAUUCUACCACCAGUUCAUAUUGAGGGCAGGCGCAGUUAAAGCUCUUGGUUCAUUCAGGAGCAGCACUCAUGUUUAAUCUUAAUUUCUUCUUCCAAAAAGAGAAAAAAAGAGCGAAAUAUUUCCCUAAUGAAAUUUACGUGCGAAGCUGUCAAACUUCAUUCAAAAUAGGGAAAUCAAAAUUAUGAUAUGAUCAUUAUGGGUGUAUGACGGGAGAUUUCUUUUAUGUAUGUCUUAUGUUGUAUGUGAUGUGGGGAGCCUUUUUCUAUCCCUUUUGGCCCUUCUUAAUUUUAUAGAAUUUGUACUUUGGUAGAUUAUUGAGUUUUCUAGUGUUA
Molecule: messenger RNA, 1243 nt
Organism: Punica granatum (pomegranate)
Lineage: Eukaryota; Viridiplantae; Streptophyta; Magnoliopsida; Myrtales; Lythraceae
Source: RefSeq, a predicted model, not a curated record